AGGAAAUCUUUGCUCCCCCCGUCAAUCCAAAUGAAAUUUGAGUUCAGAAAAAAGCAUCGCCAACAAGCCAAACCUGAGAUCAAUGACCCCGGCGAUGACCAAAUGCGCCAGCCCUUCCGCCGAGCCUCCGUGUACGUGAACCUGCUGCUGAUUACCGAGGCUGUGAUCGGACUGCUGCUCCUGUUGGUGACCGCCUACUACCACGCGCUGUUCACCGGCUAUCUGUCGGAGAUCGAGUGCCGCCUGGUUAGCGGCUACCUGUUCGGGAUCUACGUGUUCGGGGCCCAGCUGGUGGUGACCUUCCUCUGCAGCGUGUCCAUGUGGCGGCGCCUCUGGCGGCGGCGUUGCACGCCCAACAUCCGCCUCCUGCUGGCCGUGUGGCUCUUCUACUCCUGCGUGAUCAUCGCCUCCGGGUUCGGGUGCGUUUGGAACCUGUACCGGGGCGUCGAGGUGCUGGAGAGCGCGGCGGAGACCUCGCUGACUCGGGGCAUAGAUAUGUACUACUCGUGUCCGGAGUGGAAGCUCCUGUGGGACGGACUGCAGUGGCGCAAGGAGUGUUGCGGCGUGCACGGCUACAAGGACUGGAUGAGUGCGGAGUGGAUGCCGCGAAUGGAGGAUAACUGCUCGUCGACGGUCCUGGCACCCUAUGCCUGCUGCAAGCGAUCCUGCGAGACCUGUUUCAACAACUUCCAGCCCGGCGAGGGUCAGUCCCUCGGAGCCAGCAGUCGGCAGCCCUUUCCCGCCCUCACAGCGGGCUCCAUCAACACGAAUGGUUGUCUGCCGGCGUUCACCAGCGCGGUGUGGAACUUCUUCUACUUUCUGCUGGCACUGUGGGUCCUGGCCCUGAAGUUCCUCAUCGUGCUCUGUUGUAUGACCAAGUUUAUACUUCACCGGCAGAAUGAAGGAGAUGGCUGCGAUUAUGUGGGACUCACAGAUGAGGAUGGACAUCCGCUAGUCGUAGUGAAAUAUCCAUGUAAUGUGCGCUGCGUGACAAUUGGUGAGGACGAUAUGGUCUCUGAUGUCGCUCCCGAUGUCAACUACUGCGAUUGCCCAGAAUUGGAAAACGAUGAAUGUGGUUACUAAGCUGUUUGUUUUGCCAUUUAAUUUAUAUUUUAUAUUAUUUUAAAAAUGUAUUUCGAAUUCCCUCUUUAUUGGUCUAUUUAAAAAAUCUUA
Drosophila ficusphila is the source of this 1173-nucleotide messenger RNA. RefSeq lists its product as uncharacterized. Gene Ontology annotation, cellular component: membrane. Bases 31 to 1083 code for a protein of 350 amino acids. NCBI's taxonomy places the organism in Eukaryota, Metazoa, Arthropoda, Insecta, Diptera, Drosophilidae. The transcript has 3 exons. The record is from RefSeq and is a predicted model, not a curated record.